AUGGCUUGGAGGCAGUUAAUCUCUCAGGUUUCAAGACAUCAAUCAGAGUUACGACAAUGCAGAAGCUUGUUUGUCAGGAACUAUUUGUCUCUUAACAAAUUCAGAAGUGCUACAGGCAAUAGAGUUCCCAAUAUUCAGAGGAAGUUUCAAUCAAGCUAUGUUGGCAAUCUAGCUCGUAGGGUUCGUGAUGCAGAUGAAGCUACUGAAGUUGCACACCUCAAAGAACUCUACCACCGAAAUGAUCCUGAAGCAAUUAUUAGAAUCUUUGAAAGUCAAUCAUCGUUGCAUCAUAAUCCUUCAGCGCUUGCUGAGUAUGUGAAAGCUCUAGUCAGAGUGGACAGACUAGAUGAGAGCGAGUUGUUGAAGACCCUGCAGAGAGGCAUGUCUAAUGCAGUGAGGGAUGAAGAAAGUACGGGCGGUCUUUCGGUUUUCCGAAAUGUUGGCAAAUCAGGGAAAGAAGGUGUUCUGGGGACUGCCGGUACACCAAUUCAUAUGGUUACUUCAGAAGGAGGUCACUUUAAGGAGCAACUUUGGCGUACUGUUCGCUCUAUUGCGUUAGCCUUCCUAUUGAUUUCUGGUGUUGGAGCACUUAUUGAGGACAGAGGAAUUAGUAAAGGACUUGGUCUGCACGAGGAGGUGCAGCCUAGCAUGGAAUCCAAUACCAAGUUUAGUGAUGUCAAAGGAGUUGAUGAGGCAAAGUCGGAACUGGAAGAAAUUGUGCAUUAUCUCAGAGAUCCAAAGCGAUUUACUCGUCUGGGUGGCAAGUUGCCAAAAGGUGUUUUGCUUGUUGGUCCGCCUGGGACUGGCAAGACUAUGUUAGCCAGAGCAAUUGCUGGAGAAGCUGGGGUUCCUUUCUUCUCGUGCAGUGGGAGUGAAUUUGAAGAGAUGUUUGUUGGAGUUGGAGCCAGGAGGGUCAGGGAUCUCUUUUCAGCUGCUAAAAAGCGGUCACCAUGCAUAAUAUUUAUAGAUGAAAUAGAUGCCAUUGGUGGGAGCCGCAAUCCUAAAGAUCAACAGUACAUGAAGAUGACUUUGAAUCAAUUACUAGUUGAGUUGGAUGGCUUCAAGCAAAAUGAAGGGAUCAUUGUCAUUGCAGCAACCAACUUCCCAGAGUCAUUGGACAAAGCUCUGGUAAGACCAGGCCGGUUUGACCGUCACAUCGUUGUACCGAAUCCAGAUGUGGAAGGAAGACGGCAAAUCUUGGAAUCCCAUAUGUCAAAGGUGCUAAAGGCUGAUGAUGUCGAUCUGAUGAUAAUUGCGAGAGGGACUCCUGGAUUUUCAGGUGCAGAUCUUGCGAAUUUGGUCAACAUUGCUGCCCUUAAGGCUGCAAUGGAUGGUGCUAAAGCUGUCAACAUGAUGGAUCUGGAGUAUGCGAAAGAUAAGAUCAUGAUGGGAAGUGAACGUAAAUCUGCUGUGAUAUCGGACGAGUCCCGGAAGCUUACAGCUUUUCACGAGGGUGGACAUGCUCUUGUUGCUGUACAUACUGAUGGGGCUCUUCCAGUUCAUAAAGCAACAAUUGUCCCUAGGGGUAUGGCUCUUGGUAUGGUUUCCCAGUUGCCAGACAAGGAUGAGACAAGUAUAUCUCGUAGACAGAUGCUUGCUCGGCUUGAUGUUUGCAUGGGGGGAAGGGUCGCGGAGGAGCUUAUAUUUGGGGAGAAUGAAGUUACUUCUGGUGCAUCUUCCGAUCUCCAGCAAGCUACUAAACUGGCCAGAGCAAUGGUUACAAAGUAUGGGAUGAGUAAAGAGGUUGGACUUGUCAGCCACAAUUAUGAUGACAAUGGGAAGAGCAUGAGCACUGAGACUAGGCUUCUUAUCGAGCAAGAAGUUAGGAACUUCCUAGAAAGGGCCUAUAACAAUGCAAAAACUAUACUAACUACUCAUAACAAAGAGCUGCAUGCUCUUGCCAAUGCUUUGCUCGAGCAGGAGACGCUCUCAGGCAGCCAAAUAAACGCUUUGCUUGCGCAAGUAAACUCUCAGCAGCAGAUGAAACAACAGAAGCAGCAUCAGCAGGUGGUUGCUCCGCCACGGGGCAGUAGUUCACAAUCCAAACCAGUACCUCCCUCAACUCCCAAUCCAGCUGCUUCAGCUGCGGCGGCUGCUGCUGCUGCUGCAGCUACUGCAGCUGCCAAGGCCAAAGGCAUCGCUCAAGUGGGAUCUUAG
Linum trigynum is the source of this 2157-nucleotide messenger RNA. NCBI's taxonomy places the organism in Eukaryota, Viridiplantae, Streptophyta, Magnoliopsida, Malpighiales, Linaceae. The record is from the annotation of a GenBank genome assembly.